This is a messenger RNA of Ostrinia furnacalis (Asian corn borer), 1770 nucleotides long. RefSeq names its product Heterogeneous nuclear ribonucleoprotein K (gene HnRNP-K). The record is from RefSeq and is a predicted model, not a curated record. The transcript has 11 exons. Lineage: Eukaryota; Metazoa; Arthropoda; Insecta; Lepidoptera; Crambidae. Gene Ontology annotation, molecular function: RNA binding. Bases 227 to 1384 code for a protein of 385 amino acids.
UUAUCGACGGGGCGGCGGGCGGUGCGCAUGUGCGCCGCCGGCGCCUCGGUGUCUCGGGGGUGCCAUACUAACGCCCGAGCGGAGCCCCACCGAUGCCAGUCGCCUCGCGGAGCGCGCCCUGAGCGGCCGAAAGCAAAAAUGAUCCCGCACGCGGUCAACCCUUACACUUGUCAAAAUGUCUGCACACCCGAAGUCUAAUCGCCAGCAAUAAACAAAAAUUGGAAGGAUGAAGCGUGACGCGUACGGUGAUGAUGGCCCCUCCCAAAAAAGGCAACGGCAAACAGAUGACGAAGUCACCUUCCUUAUUCCCAGCAAGGUGGCUGGUUCAAUCAUCGGGAAAGGAGGCAGCAAUAUUUCUAAACUAAGAAAUCAGUACAAUGCCUCUAUAACAGUCCCAGAUUGCCCCGGCCCCGAACGGGUUCUCUCAAUAACAGCACCAGACGUAGACACUAUUUUAGAGAUUGUCAAAGAAAUUUUACCGAGUUUGGCUGAUGGAGGACCGAAGGGAGGAAGCAAUGAAGACCUGGACGUUCGUCUACUCAUUCACCAGAGCCGAGCUGGCUGCGUCAUCGGCAAGGCUGGCGCGAAGAUCAAGGAGUUGAGAGAGCAAACCGGCGCUCGCCUGAAGAUCUUCUCGAACCCGGCGCCGCAGAGCACGGAGCGCGUGGUGCAGCUCGUGGGACGCGCCGAGUGCGUCGCGGCCGGCGUGCGCGAGGUGCUGGCGCUUAUCCAACAGGUACCCAUCAAGGGAGCGGUACAGAACUACGACCCGCACAACUACGAUGACUUCUACGCCGAAGAGUACGGCGGCUUCGGAGGCGGCCAGGGGACCGGCGGCGGCGGCGCCAGCCGGCCCGGGCCCCGGGGGGGCGCCCCGCCGCGCGGGGGGCCAGGCCGAGGACCCCCUCCCAUGGGCCCCGGCCGCGGUGGCCCCCGAGGCCCUCCCAUGGCCCGUGGGCCCCCUGGCGGACCUCGCGCCAGCUUCAACGACUUCGGCGGUCCCGGCCCCCGCGGCGGGUUUAACGGCCCCCCGCGAGGAAACUUCAGCGGCGGCAACUUUGGAAGCAACUUUGGCGGUGGCGGUCGCAGCGGAGGCUCUGGCGGCGGCAACUUCAGCAAUAACGGCGGCAGCCAGCAAGAGACCACUACGCAAGUUACGAUACCUAUAGAUCUGGCGGGCGCGAUCAUCGGGCAGGGCGGGUCGCGCAUCCGCACCAUCCGCGCCAAGAGCGGCGCGCGCAUCGAGAUCGCCGAGCCGCUGCCCGGCUCCUCCGACCGGAUCAUCACCAUCACGGCCACGCCGCCGCGCAUACAGAUGGCCCAGUAUCUGCUGCAGCAGAGUGUGCACGAGAGCAACCUGAAUCACAAUCGCGGGAACUUCUGAUUCUACAAUAACUUAUACAAUAUCAAUUAAACUUAAAGCUUUAUGUUAGCCACCUCAAAUUCCAUAACGUGUACAAUCUGUAGCGAGGCUCAUACCAUUUUAUAAAUGUACUUUACUAGUGUAAAAUAUAACUACAAUAAAAUUAAGAAAAUAAUACUCGGUUCAAGAGUAAGGCUGGUAACUAUUUAUAUUUGUAACCAAAAUCCAUACUAAAAAUCCUAAAUCCAAAUGUCAUUUAUAUUGUUGAAAUCUGCUAAAGAUUAUUUUAUAUUCGACGUGUUUCUGGUGAAACUCGUGCAAUGCAUUUAUCAAUAUGAAUUAUUAUGAAGAGAUAUUUAAGUAAGAUUGUGUGAUUUACUCAUAUAAUUUGUUACAUCGAUGUAUUU